AUGUCUAAUGCGAUAAAAGUGAGUUUCGAAAUUGGACAUGUGGCGUCUUUAAGAUCCAAACAGACGCCAGAAGGGUUUACUCAUGAUUGGGAAGUGUUUGUACGCGGCGCGGAAGGUGCUGAUAUUGGCCACUUCGUUGAAAAAGUGGUAUUUCACUUACACACCACUUUCAAAAAGCCAAGAAGGGUUGUUAAAGAGCCACCAUUUGCCGUCAAAGAAUCUGGCUAUGCAGGCUUCAUGUUUCCUAUAGAGAUAUAUUUAAAAAAUAAAGAUGAACCUAAGAAAAUACAAUUUUCCUAUGACUUCACUUUACAACAAAGUGGACUGUUGAGAGACCGUUACAUUUUUCAAAACCCAAAUGAAGAAUUCCGAAAAAAGCUAUUUAAAGGUGGAGGAAUACCUGUUAAUAAUGAAUCAUAUUACACUAAUCCAGACCAGGAAAGUAGAAGUAGAGAUUCAUUUACAGAAGAAAAGCAACAACUUGUUAGUAAGCCUAAAUUAUCAUCAGAUAAUAUAAAAAAACACAAGACAAAAGAGCAUAAGGAUGAAGUGCCACACAGAACAAGCAGCUUUGAAAAUUUGUUUGGGCCUCCUAUACAAAAACCUCCAAAAGUGUCCCCAGAACCCAAAAAAGUUGAAAAAGUUGUACCUUCUGUUAAAAUAGACAAAAAAGAAAAAGAGAGGUCUAAUCCAGAUAAGAAACUUAAACAUGAGCACAAAGAAGCAAAGUCAGAUAAAAAUAAAAUUAAAGAAGACAAAGAUAAAGGAAGAUCUGAAAAAAAUAAAUAUGUUAAUAAAGAACAAGAAAAAUCUAAAGAGAAAGCCAAUAAAAGGCCUAAUGAAAGACCUCCUACACCAGAUGUUAAUAAAAAGCAACGCAUUAUGAGCCCAGUUAGAAGACCACCUAGUCCACCACGUUCCAGUAGUGCUACCAGCAUUAAAGAGGAAUACAAACUCAAACAUAAUUCUGAGAUUAUUGAGUCGAAAAAAACAAAAGUGGAGGAAAAAGUUCCUGAUAUAAAAGUGGAAAAGGAAAUCAAAGAGAAAAGAAAGAAAGAAAAAAAAAGUCACUCUAGAGACAAGGACAGAAAAGAAAAAAGGGAACAUAAAAAAGAAACUCACAAAUUAAAAGAAUCCCCCAAAGAACCAUCUAAGGAAAUAAUUAAGGAAGUACCUAAAAUCAGAGAUGUUCCCAAAGAAAGAGAACCACCAAAAGAUUCACCAACAGUAAAAGAAACCCCAAAACCCAUGAAACCUGAAAAGUCAGUGAAUAAGUUUUCAAUGGAAAAUCUGAGAAAAACCCCUCCUAUAGAAACUGAAGAUCGUCCCGAAAAUCAUAAACACAAAGAUAAAUCAGAUCCCAGAAAACAUAAACAUAAAAAGAAAGAUAAAAAAAGAGAUGAAUCCAAAGAUAAACACAAAGAAUCAAGCAAAGAGAAGAAAAAUAAACAUGACAAAGUUCGGGAUGUACCACCUGAAAAAAGUGAGGUUCUGGAGCGUAGAGAAACACCUAUACCAAAAGAGCGCCCAAUACCUGAAUCUGCUUCACCUAUUUCAGUAGACACAGCAUCUCAAUGCAGUUCAAAAAGCGGUUUAGCCAAAACUUUGCAUUUGAGUAAUGAAAAUGCCAAUAGUAGUCACUCAGACUCUGAAGGUUCAAUUAUAGAUGUCAAAGAUAUCAAAAUUAAGGUUGAAAAUCCAUCCCCAGAGCCUAUUAAACAAGAAACCCUCUCAGAAGGAGAGCCAGAGAUUGACCCUGAUCCAGAAAUAGAGCCUGAACCCAUUGCUGAGCCACCACCACCACAUAAGGAAAAAUCUAAAAAGUAUAAAGAUAAAUCGGCAAAAAGAGAAGAAAAGCGACGUAAACGAAAAGAAGCUGAAGAAGAAAGAGAUAAUAUAGAAAACCUAGAGCAUAGAAAAUUAGCAAAAACUGCAGAAACAGCUCCUCCAUUCAAUGAAAUGGAAAGUAGUGAAAGUAGUGCUUCAUCAUCGUCAGAAACCAAAGUUCAAGACAAUGGUGUGUCAAGCAGUCUUGGCGAAGAUGCUGAACCAGGUGAUCUUUCUCCUGACUAUAUGGUGCAACUGCGUGACUUGCAACAGCGUAUUAUGAAAAUCAAAAACAAUGAAGAUUUAGAGAGGGUAGUGAAUCUUAUUGCAGAAACGGGCCGGUAUGAAGUAACAACUCAGACUUUUGAUUUUGACUUGUGUUUGUUAGAUCGCUCCACAGUGCAACAGCUUAUUCAGCUAGUGGGCUGCUAG
Molecule: messenger RNA, 2259 nt
Organism: Arctia plantaginis
Lineage: Eukaryota; Metazoa; Arthropoda; Insecta; Lepidoptera; Erebidae
Source: the annotation of a GenBank genome assembly